Molecule: messenger RNA, 1811 nt
Organism: Nanorana parkeri
Lineage: Eukaryota; Metazoa; Chordata; Amphibia; Anura; Dicroglossidae
Gene: GGT5
Product: gamma-glutamyltransferase 5
Exons: 12
Coding region: 64-1755 (563 amino acids)
Biological process (GO): leukotriene D4 biosynthetic process; glutathione catabolic process; inflammatory response
Cellular component (GO): plasma membrane
Molecular function (GO): glutathione gamma-glutamate hydrolase; leukotriene-C(4) hydrolase activity
Source: RefSeq, a predicted model, not a curated record
AGUUAUAACAACAUAAGAGCAUUGAGAAGCAAUUGAGAGACAAGAACUCUGAGUCUUGGCACAAUGACAGUAUCUCCUGGCUGGGUGUCUUUGAUGAUUCUCAUGCUCUUCGUUCUUGCUGGAAUCAUUAUUCCCUUGGCAUUGGUAAUGAGUCGGGAGAAGCUUAGCUGUGAUCACGGCGCCUUCUUCCAUGGAGCUGUGGCUGCUGACUCGGAGAUCUGCUCAGACAUAGGCAGGGACAUCCUGAAGCAAGGGGGCUCUCCUGUCGACAGCGCUAUUGCUGCACUGAUUUGUACCACAGUAAUACAUCCACAGAGCAUGGGCCUUGGAGGUGGUGUCAUUUUCACUAUUUAUAAUGCUUCAACAGGAGAGAAGGAGGUCAUUAAUGCUCGAGAAACUGUGCCUAGCAGGUCUCCACCAAAUCUGACAAAGCAGUGCUUCAGCCCUGGUUUUGUGAAACCAGGCGUGCAAUGGAUUGGGGUACCCGGAGAGCUAAGAGGAUACGAGGCAGCACACCGGCGGCAUGGGCGACUACCAUGGAAAUCACUCUUCGAACCAACAAUUAAGCUAGUGACAAAUGGAAUUCAGGUUUCAAGCCUUGUGAGCAAAUAUCUGGCUUUUUUUGAAAAGUUAAUAAAAAAGCACUCAAUUUGUCAGCUGUUGUGUGAGAAUGAAGAGGUGCUAAAGGAAGGACAGGCCAUAAACUUUACCCAGCUAGGACGUACUCUUCAAGUGUUGGCAGAUGAAGGAGUUGAAAGCUUCUACAAUGGAUCCAUCUCAAAGAAGCUGCUAGAGGACCUCAAUAAUGAGGGAAGCUUUUUGACCGAAGAUGACUUACAGAAUUACAAGGUACAAAUUGUAAGACCGUUGAACUUCUCUCUUGGAUCCCACACCUUGUAUUCUCCUCCUCCCCCAGCAGGAGGCGCUAUACUUAGUUUCCUUCUCAAUGUACUAGAAGGAUAUCACUUUUCCCCAAGCUCUGUACAGAGUGAACAGGAACAGAUACAGACCUACCAUUAUGUCACUGAAGCCUUUAAAUUUGCUAACGGACAAAAGUGCCAACUGGCGGAGGGUAUGGCAGCCGGCAACACAAAAGAGCUUGUAGACUCCUUGCUGUCACCGAGGUUUGCACAGAUGAUCAGAGAGAAGAUUGAUGAUUCCGGUGAUCACACCCUCAGUUUCUAUAAUGUAUCUUCUACCCAUCCAGAAACAAUGGGCACCACGCAUAUCUCUGUUAUCACCAAAGAUGGGAGUUCUGUCUCUGUCACAAGUUCCAUUAAUCAUGUAUUUGGCGCAAUGAUUUAUUCACCGAGCACAGGGAUCAUCCUUAAUAACCAGCUGGCAGAUUUCUGCAUUACUCCUCCUUCACAGCCAAUCAUGGCAGGGCAGCAGCCCCCAUCUUCCAUGACCCCAGCCAUCCUUCUGUCACAUGACAAGAAGUCUCAGUUGGUAAUAGGCGGUGCAGGUGGGGUGAGGAUCAUAAGUGCCACUACACAGGCUUUAAUAAACAAGCUGUGGUUUGGCUACAACCUUGAAAAAGCCAUUUCGUUGCCUGUUUUCCAUGUCACAGCCCGUAACCACCUAGACUUUGAGAAAGAUUUUAGCAAGGCAGUGCAGCAAGGACUGCAUGAAAGAGGACAUACAUUUGAGAACUUUUCAUUUGCCCUAAAUGUGGUUCAAGGAGUAUCCCAAGAGGAUGGAUGUUUAUUUGCAUUUUCAGAUACAAGGAAAGAAGCAAAGGCUGCUGGUUAUUAAACUAAUUGAUAUGUAAGAAUAUUUUAAGAUAGGAAGCACAAAUUCAGGUUCUAAUA